GAAGCUGAUUUUGAAGGUCUCAAUAAUACGCUGAGUCGGAUAACAUUUGAUGUUAACACUACCAACGAUAUCGAUAAACUUUGGUCUUGCUGGAAAAAGUCGUUCCUUGACGCAGUAAAUAACCACAUCCCAACUAAAACAAUAAAGGAUACCAACUCUCUUCCUUGGGUAGAUAAAGAAGUUCGUCAUCUCAUUCGAAAGAAAUACUCAGCAUUAAAAAGAUACCGCCAAAACAAGUGUGAAACGAGAAAACAAAAGCUAAGAGGCUUAAGUGACGCCGUCAAGUCGCUAAUUAAAAAGAAGCAUAGGGAAUAUCUAAGGAAAAUCGAAACAUCAUUUGCAACUAAUCCAAAACUUUUCUGGACUUACCACAAAGCAAUUUUGCAUAGCAGAUCAAAACAGACUUCUGACAUUGUCUUCAACGGCAUUACAGCAAAGUCUUCUGCAGAAAAAGCCGAGCUUCUGAAUUCUUACUUCUCCUCAGUAUUUACAACAUCCAGUACUGACAUUGGGGAUUGUGAUGGUGAGGCGUCUGAAACUGAGUCGGGAUUGGGUGAAUUAACAGUUGAUGUGGCUGAAGUGGAAAAUUACCUCAGAAAUUUAGACAUCACCAAAGCGAGUGGCCCUGACAAGAUACCAGCACGUCUACUAAAAGAAUGUGGUCGGCACAUUGCGCCUAGUAACUGUGAAUUAUUUAACGUAUCCUUGCGUGUUGGACGACUUCCGGUAGAGUGGAAAUCAGCGAACGUGACACCAGUUCACAAGAAACAUCUGAAAGAACCAGCGGAGAACUACCGACCGAUAUCCCUUUUGCCUAUCAUUGCAAAACUAUUGGAACGUUGCGUAUGUAGGCGGCUAUACGAACACGUAAUUAGCGCUAUCUCCUUAGGACAACACGGUUUCCUACGCAAUCGAUCAUGCACUACACAACUGCUGCAAGUUUUACAUAAGAUUGGAGAAAACCUUGACAGUAAUAUUCAAACAGACAUUGUCUACUUGGAUUUUGCCAAAGCUUUUGACUCUGUCGAUCACGGUUUAAUCUUGGCAAAACUCAGGCAAUUCGGUGUACAUUCAAACAUGCUAAAUUGGUUCAUUAACUACUUAACUGGUCGGACCCAAAGAGUUGUCGUUGAUGGUGUUGCUUCAGGUUGGUCCUCAGUAACAUCUGGUGUACCACAAGGUAGCAUACUUGGUCCAAUGUUGUUUGUAUUAUUCAUCAAUGAUUUACCCGACAUCAUUCCCGAUAAAUCAGAAACUGCUUUGUACGCUGACGACACAAAAACAUUCAGGAAAAUUACUUGCGAAGAUGAUGCUCGCCAAUUACAACAAACCCUGACAAACCUAGCCACCUGGAGCAACACCAACAAUAUGAGGUUCAACGAGUUAAAAUGUAAAGUGUUGACUGUGUCGCGAAAGAAACAACCUGUGGACUUCACAUACCGACUGGGCUCAACCACUCUUACUCAUGUUGAAAAAGAGAAAGAUCUUGGGGUUACAAUGACUGGAAAGCUUUCAUGGGAUUCUCAUAUCCAUGAGAUCACAGCUAAAGCCAACAAGCUGCUCGGUCUAUUGAAGAGAACAUGCCCUUUCCUGACUGACGUCAGCGUCCGACGUACUUUGUACCUUUCGUUGGUAAAAUCCAAUCUAUGUUAUGCCUGUGAAGUUUGGUCCCCAUACAUCUGCUGACAGAAGACAAAGAUAGAGCGUGUGCAGAGACGAGCCACUAGAUGGAUAUUGAAAGCUAGAAAGGGUGAUUCCAGCUACAAUGAGCGUCUCGUUGAUCUGAACUUACUACCUUUGUGUUAUGAUAGAGAGAUAAAAGAUCUAAUGUUCUUCUACAAGACUCUUUAUGGUAUUUCCGAUCUCAAUGUUCAUGACUAUGUCUCGUUUGUAACCCAUAACCACUCCCGUCUAUGUCGUAAUCCCAACAUGUUGCUCAAGACUCCAUUGUGUAAAACCACAACAUAUCAGAACUCAUAUUUCAACCGGAUCGUGAAAUUAUGGAACAGUGUUUGUAAAGUAGCUUCACCAAAUACAUUUUCUAGUGUCAAAACAUUUAAAUACUACCUCUUUAAUUAUUAUUCUAUGUUAGUAUCGACCGUAUUCGAUGUAAACUUGUUAUGUACUUGGUCUAUGUCACGUGACUGUUCCUGUCAUAGGAGUUAAUUGUCUUGUUGUAUAAACUUGUUAUUAGUAUUUACAUAGUAAACUAUAUUUUACAUGUAUUCUGUUGGAAAGGUGCCUUGCAUGGAUAGCGCAAAUUAUUUACGUUCCGUUCGCACCUCUUCCAUUUGGGUAAUAUUCGUUCUUUGCAUGCAUAGUAUUAGUACGUCUUUUGUAAAUAAUUAUUAUAUUUACCCAAUAAAGUAUUUAAACAAAUUUCCAAUCACGUGACUAUACUUAAAUUAACUUGCGCGCGCAAAUAACUUAUUUCGCAUAAUUGAUUUCAACUAUAAAUUAUUCUGGGAAGCAAUAAAAACUUUUAUCGCUGUGGCAUUAAGUUCCUAUAUGUCUUUACUUCGAUCUUUAUUCCUGCAUAGACAUGAAAAGUUGCCCAUGUUGCUACGGCAACUGCUUAUAAUAAUAUCCCUAUUAUAAUAUCCCGCGGUCAAAUUUGACAGUUGGCCUUUCUAACUUGGUGGAGUCAAUCCAGAAAAGAGCCUUACUGACAGUGGCGUAACCAGCCCGACAAUUUAUUCCUGUUAUGCAAAUUCAAAAUUAUUAUCAUUCAUUUCUUUAGAAAUUGAUUGUUUUCACAUCAAUAAACACGAAAAUAUUUGCAUAGUGGGACUAAAUCGUCUGGUUGUCUACGCUACUGUGUGCUUACGGAUAAUAUAUCCCUUUUUGUCCUUUACGGAUAAUAUAUCCCUUUUUGUCCUUUACGGAUGAUAUAUCCCUUUUUGUCCUUUAUGGAUAAUAUAUCCCUUUUUGUCCUUUAUGGAUAAUAUAUCCCUUUUUUCCUCCUCAUCCACACUACUUCCGCCGCACUCCAUCGCAAAAAUCGGGGUCGAAAACUACCUACUAUGCUACUGAUAUAUUCGACUGGCUCGAUAGUCUAUGGCGUUUAUGCUUCGUUUCCCGAUCUUUCUGGGUUAUAGCCACAUGCCAGAAUAGUGGCAGAAACUUUUCUCUGUCACAAUGAUCACAAAGCCGAAAGUCGUGGGUUUUCUCCGGGUACUCCGUGUUUCCUCCCACAGGGAAAGUUGACAGGGUGGGUUAGGCACAUAGGUCAGGGCGCAGAUCAUUAAUGAGAUAUGGAUUAAUAGCGGCUGCUUAAAGCGCCAUUUGAGCUCACAGUCUACCUCGGUGUGCUUCACGCCAGUUCCGGCUCUAAUGUAACCAGUCACUGAAAAACCCUGACAUAGGGGAGUGUGCUGAGUAAUAUAUGUAUGUAUGUAUGUAUGUAUAUGGUAAUCUGGAGAGGUUUACCCCUCUUUGAGGUCACCAAAACUCCAGUUAGUUAGGUCAAAAAUAGAAAAGAAGAUGCUGUUUUAGAUAGUAUCUCUAAACCCGAGCAAGAUAGAAAAAAAUUGUAAAAGGUCUUCAUUUUUAAAUUUCUCCCAAAUAAGGGAGUAAUUUUUUUAUUAUUGAAUAAUUUUUUUUUGAAUAAUUGCCAGAUGAUCUUGAUACGCGGAAAAGUACUGGCACUAGUUGUCAAAUAGAAAUCUAUUUUAUGAUUAAAACAACUGAAAAUCUUCUGUAAUAUACUUUAUUUCGAUUCCAUAUUUUUGUCAGAGCUAUAGUUCUCAUAACUAAACAUAAUUACAAAAUUUCAACUAGUUUCAUAAAGAAUAACGAAAGAUAUAAUUGACUGAAUACAUCAAAAUGGAUUUGUAUUCGGACAACCCUUUCUGAGCGCUGAUUGGCUAAAAUACGAACACGAGAUCACCUGGUGAGGGGAGGAAUUUUUGGUGUCAUUUUGUAAUUGAAACAAUUUCGACUUCUAUUUUAUAGACAAGCGACGUUGCAAGGUAUUCUCCUGGCUGGAUGCUUUCUCUUUAUCUCAAGGUCCAAGGUAAGUAGAAGAUUUUGAGAUCUACUAUUCCGUCAAAAGAUCUACAAUUCCUUUAUCUCACUGAGAGCCAGUUUGCAGAGUUCUCCUUACCAGGCGGUAACCGCUAAAAUUUACCGUUUCCUGCACGAACACUAUAAUUACCGCCUGGAGAAGCCGAGAGAGUGGGUAAAUUUGUUAACAAAUAAUUAGUUUUAUGUUGUGCAAAAAUUGUAUAUACAGGAUUGUGUGGAAAUGAAUACAGAAAUGUCCUAUAAACCCGAUUGAUAAACAAUUUUUGGCAGGAAAUGCCAUUUCACAGACUUCAUGCAUAUUACACAUUUUCCUGAGGGGGUUGUAUGUCCCUACCCCCUCCUAGACGUUUGUCGCGCCUGUGACGCUUACCUGUUUAAAAACCUGUUUUACCUGUCCCGCUCACAACUGUGAAGAACGGGAACCUUGCUGUUCAAGGUUGAUAUGUCGGACAUUUGAAACUCGUAAGCUUCAUGUUUUCAGGCCAACGGCCCUGCGAUUUCAGUUGCAGGUAUUUCCCUUAUGUAGCCCUACACGAAAUAUAUUAAGGGAGUUUGGCAUAUACAUCUAGUACGCCGUUGUUGUUCAAGCUGCUGCGGUAUUUACAUCAUUUUCACGGCUCAUAGCUACGCCCAACCUCGUCCCCAGGGCCUUUGUGCUGACUUAGUCAGCACAAAGGCCCUAGGGACGAGGUUGAGCUACGCCAACAGUUGAAACGUGAGAAAUCAUGUGAUCUGUUUUAAAUAUGUGACUUCGCUGACCCAUUGCUACUUAACGUCUUGAGGGUUGUUUGUAAAUAUUGCAUGCAAAAAUGUAAGUAAUUGCUGUGCCGUUGCCGUUCUUGGUUGCCAAACUUUCUAUAUAUUAUGUAUGAGGCUUCGCUGGCGUAGCCAUUGCAAGCGCCAAAUGUCGUUGGUUUUCCUCCCGCAGGGAAGGUUGACAGGAUGGGUCAGGAUAAACGCUGCAGUAAGAAAGAGAUAUCACAAUUGUUGUGAACAUAAAAUAGAAUAUUUUGGUAAAAGAAGAAUAUAAUAUUUGGUAAUAUAAGAUAAAAUAUUUGGCUUCAGGAAAAAGAUAGGCAGUUUAUCUGAAGGUAGCGUUCCAGUUACAUUAAUUUCAAUGUUUCGUGUAGGCUUACAUAGUGUAGGCACUCCCGUGUAGCGCUCUCAUGACUGAGCUACAGAAGCCAGCUACAGAGGCUUAGUCAUUUGCAAUUCACAUAUGCUUGCCAACAUUUUUGUCUGAUUCUAUAGCCUUUAAAGACGCUGUCUAAAGAAAGACCAUUGCCGAACAUAUUCAACGUCUACACAGUCCUGACAGUAUUCUGUCAAUUUGCUGUUCAUUUCUACUCGCUAUAUUUUUUAACGAAACAAGCCAAGCGCUGGACGCCGGGAAGGUUGGUGCAAUUACUGUAAUGGUCAGUUCACAAUUCAACAGACUUAAAAAAAGGGGUUAAUGUUCCUUGGAUCCAUUUUUCAAAUGUUUCUCAAAACUGUGUAAAAACAAUUUGACCGCACAUUGCGGUGAACAUUUGACCGCAAAUUAUUUUCGUAAUAAUUUGCGGUCGUAUUACCGUAAACUAAUUGUUUAUGAUCGUUGGACCGUUGAGGUAUAUUGAUGAUUGGUGUACUGUACUGUACUGUACUGUACUGUACUGUACUGUACUGUACUGUACUGUACUGUACUGUACUGUACUGUACAAGCGUUCUUUCGAGUCUUAUCAAUAAUUAAUUCGAUUAUGUCCGACCAUAACAAGCGUUGGUCCGACAUAUUUUCAACGAAAUGUUCAAAAUGAACUCUACAGAUGUGUGAUUAUGUGCGUUCGGCUACUAUUUCAAAUAACAAAUUGACUGACAACAUUUUAAGCAUCUACUACACAGCCAGAAAUCUCGCAGGCCUGUCGCAAGUUGUUGAUUUUACCGCAAAUGGCCGCUUGCGCAGGAAACAAUGGAGAUGGACUUCUGUAUAGUAUUCUGUGCUAUAAGUAGUGAAUGGCUAAAUUUGACUUUGACGUGCAUGAAACUAAUCCAAGAUGGCGUACAGUUCAUUGUCCUCAUUCAAAAUAUUUUCUAGAAUCAACCAGGAUAAAGAUAUCAAAAAUAGUAAAUAAAACUGCGAUACAGAAUACAAGUGUUAAUUAUCUAACAGUUAUUCUGCGAACUCAAGUCGUAUAUGAGUUGAUAGUGAUGCAACUACCUGAGUAGGACUCCUUGCAUUUUUCAGGUAGUUGCAUCCAGUGACGUAGCCAGCCUGACUAUUUUCUCCUGCCAUGCAAAUAUAUCUGUGUUCAUAGACUGUAAAAACAAUGAUUUUCUAAAGAAAUGAAUAAUGUUAAUGCUUUGAAAUUUACAUAGCAGGAGUAAAUUUUCAGGCUGGCUACGCUACUGUUUGCAUCAAUCCGAAAUUUUUUUAAUGUGUAAUAAUACUUUUUUAUUGAUAUCUUAGAACAGAGAAUUACGUUGAUCUCGAUUCCAAAUUUGAAGCAAGUAUUAUAAAUAGCACAGUAUAUCUCAUCUCAAUGGCGAUGCAGCUCUCCACAUUUGCCGUCAAUUAUAAGGUAAGGUCGGUGUUUUGUUUUAAUUGAAAUGAACAUGCAGAUGAUCGCUUUAUAUAUUUGGUGUGUGAGUUUUAACGUCUGUUAGUUUGUUGGGAUAAUAAACCUUGGUAUAUAGUUUUUCAAAAAUAGUAUGUCUUCGCGCUUGCGGUGCACUUGUUUAAGGGCCUGUUUAUAUGAUCCCGCCUAGACGGGACGUUUUCAUCCCGCCUAGACGGGAAACUCGCCUAGUGUUUAUAUGGACAAAAUUCACUACCGGGAUGAAGUCAUUUAAGUGCUUGACGUCAUAUUUUUGUUGCAAUAAAGGCAUUUACGCAUGCUCAAAAGGGAAAAGUUCAUCCCGCCUAGCCGGGAUGAAGUGUUUAUAUGGGAAUUUUUCGUCCCGGCUAGGCGGGAUGAAGUGUUUAUAUGGGAAUUUUUCAUCUCGUUUAGGCGGGAUCCCAGCAUCUGUUGCCGAGAUCCCGUCUAGGCGGGAUAAGUGACGGGAUCAUAUUAACACUCUUUAGAAUUUGUAUUACGAGCGGGAUCUCGGUAAGCAUCCCGUCCCGCCUGGCCGGGAUCAUAUGAACAGGCCCUAAGUCGCCUUUGCGCAUACUGCAUACUCUUUCUUUGUCUUAAAGUUAUACGUUCUCAGUCGAGACCCCACAACAUAAGGGACCGGUCAUUAUUUAUGGUUGGGGGGGGGGGGUGGGGUGACACCGAAGAGAAAUGUUUUUCGUGGCACAAAUUUUGCUGACCCAACCAUUAAAAAGUCAAAAAUUUGAUUACCCAACCUCAAAUAUCAAUUAAAAAAUAAAUACCCACCCCCUGGCCAAAAACUUUACAAAAGAAUACCAUUCUGUUGUCACACAAGUUCUUUACCACUUCUGUGGCAUGAGUGUGAUAACAGCUUUCUGCAGUCUAAAGUUUCAUAUUGUCUGCAGUCUGCACAUCUAGUUUCCUUGGAGACACCAUUUGUCUCCUGACAAAUCGGAAAAUGAUCAAGAUAGUGACUGAUUAAGUCAGAUACAUGUAUUGUAUUUACAUAUGACUGUUGACAUUGCUUUUUAGUAUCCAAUAUUUCAGUGAGUUAUGUUUUAGAAAUGACACUAAAUUUUUAUUACCCAACCCCUUGAGUUGUUUUGUUUUUCAUUUACCCAACCUUUUACUUACUCAAAAUUUUGUUUAUCCAACACUUUUCUCUUCGGUGCCACCCCCCGCCUUAAAUAAUGACCGGUCCCUAAAGGGAAAUAAUAUGUUUAUUGAACACCAGGACUUAGUAUGGGUUUAGGCAUAUUUCGAUAACCAAUAGCUUGACGGAUAUUUCCUAGUGGUGAAAGGUGCUUGGGUAUAAAAUGACCAAACCUUAAGCUUGCUGAAUUUAGUAAGAUGAUACCCCCCACCGCAGUAUGACUUCAAGAAGCAAGAAUCCACUUAUCGGUUACAUUGUUCUUUACUCUUACGAAAAUCCGUACGUUUUCUCGUUUAUAGAUAGCGUAUGUAAGGAAUCGCCAUUGCAUUCCUUCAAAUUGGAUUAAAAAACACAAUAUCCGUAUAGCUGUUUAAACAGCGAUAGUUACAUGUACGCGCUGCGUACCUAUUUUUAUCUAUGUAAAUGCAUUGUUUUGGCACAGGCAGGUUAAGUCACGCAAGGGAAACGCAGAAAAGCUUAAACUAUAUUUAUUUCGAAGAUCGCUUAGGUGAAAAUCGCGUUAUAAUCACCUCAACGGCAACCAAUCAGCGGGGAGAAUUUUCAAUAAUCACCUAUGUAAUUAUACAUAAAGGCAAAAACAACUCUUCCUUCAAGUGAACAAUAAACAGUCUGUUCUUGUUCCGUUUUUAAUCGAAAAAAGUGAUCAGAUCCAAUUUUAAGCUUAUCGAGAGCCUUUGUGAUGAAUCACUGAUCGAAUUAUAUAUCCAACAGCAAACAGCCAAUCAGAAUACUGCGUUUGUGUGCGAACACGACAAAUACAGAAUACUUCCUUGCAGGCCCACUAUUCUUUCCUCGGUGGGCCUGCAAGCGGGCUAGUUUUGCCGGGAAGCUCGCCGCAUGAGUGGGAUGAAUUAUUUGUGUUCAUGUGACUGUUCAAUCCCAUCUAAUAUCCCGAUUCGGUGUGACGACAUUAUCUAGUUAUAGCGUUUUUAAAGUUGUACUGUGUAAAUCAAGUACUGUAACCAUGGAUAAUAAAAUACAUGGAUAGGAAACUAGCUGACGUGACCUAAUGUUUUCAAUGGGACACUGACGUCGAAACCUGUAGUUGCAAACCAAAUUCUCAAAAACGGCAUGUUUAGCGAUAAUACAGCUAAACAUUUUAGUGAAAGAGCAAAUAAAUAUAACUAGGCCAUUCUACGAUGAAUUCUCUAAGUAUUCCCGGUCAAUUUUAGCAAUUAUUUCAAGCACUAAACAGUGAAAAAUGCAUCGCAAAUUUCGUUAAAAUUGGCGACGCCAAUUUCGUAGCUACAAAUGUAAAAAAGUACAAAACAAAGACGAAAAACAUUUACCUUGAAUACUUUGUCGUGGCUUAGGCAUGCUUUUAAAACAAUUAGACCAGUUUAUGCUUCAAUAUUACUCUUUUAAAGCGGAAAAUAUAGCGAAACAACAAAAAUGCCGAGAACUUUGGCAAUACACGUGACGUCACAGAUUGCAACUAGGUUUAGAUUAGAAGUCAGGAAGUUUCCUACCCCAGUUCUUUACAAUCCAUGCUGUAACACAAGUCGACUACGACAACGUUAUUAAUAGAGUUUUGAAAUGUUAAGGCAGAGGUUUACUAGUCAAAGAAGUUUAACGACCAUAUGAACAUGAUGAAAGUUGAUAGUAUAAACAAAAUAGCAUGUAAUUCUAUACGUUAACGUAAAAAUGUAACGAAAACAGUAACGUAAACAUUGGUCAGAAAAGAAGCUAACGCGUUAUCGUUCUAUUUUAAGUCAAAAUGAGACUGGUAACUAGUUACUUUAAAAAGUGACAAUUACUUUAUACAGCACUGCGUGUUGGUUGCAGCUAUUAUUAAGCUUAUUGCUUACGGCUUACAGUCAUUACUGCAGCUUUUUUAUAAAUAUAGGCCAGUUAAUGUCUACCUACAACUCUACAAGGGAACCUUUUAUGGUAUGUUAUAAUAUUGUGUCUUUUUUCCGUUUAGGGUCAUCCGUUUAUGGAAAGUUUGCUAGAAAACAAGGCGUUAUUGUACAGUCUGGCUGCAUCAGCUGGAGCUAUAAUGAUGUUAACUACAGGAGUAUCCGUUGAUUUUUGUAGUCAGUUUGAAAUUGUAGCAAUGCCUGACAAG
Paramuricea clavata is the source of this 9838-nucleotide messenger RNA. The record is from the annotation of a GenBank genome assembly. NCBI's taxonomy places the organism in Eukaryota, Metazoa, Cnidaria, Anthozoa, Malacalcyonacea, Plexauridae.